This is a messenger RNA of Eurytemora carolleeae, 967 nucleotides long. RefSeq names its product cytochrome b5 reductase 4. Gene Ontology annotation, cellular component: mitochondrion. The transcript is spliced from 10 exons. Gene Ontology annotation, molecular function: oxidoreductase activity; FAD binding. The record is from RefSeq and is a predicted model, not a curated record. Bases 169 to 888 code for a protein of 239 amino acids. Lineage: Eukaryota; Metazoa; Arthropoda; Copepoda; Calanoida; Temoridae.
GCCAUUGCCAUUGCCAUUGCCAUUAUUAUUAGGGUGCUGGGUAGUAUAGCUGUAAGGGUGGGGAGUGGAGGUAAGCUAGAGCUUGAUCUGGUGAAGCAGACCCCCUCACGCUGGCAGAAUUUAGGAAAACCUUUAGAAUUGGACUCUUGGUUUGGAAAUAUUCAGGAUAUGAAACUGACAUACCGGAAAUACACAGUGACCCGUGUUGAGAAUUGUACUCAUGAUACUAAACAUGUUGUACUAGAACCUGUUUACAGUACACACCUUGUUGUACCUCCAGGGAAGCAUAUUCAUAUUCGUGGAGAAAGAGAAGAACUAGAAUUAGUGAGAAGUUACACCCCUGUUAUACCUUUAAACUCGGGGACAGAUUCGGAGGAUUCGGAAUUACACUUUCUUAUCAAAAUAUAUAUGGAUGGUGCGUUCACUCCCCUCAUAGAUGACCUUAAAAUAGGUGAUGAGUUGGAGUUGAGUGAUUAUACUGGAGAUUUCAAUAUUAAUAAACUGAAGGAGUUCUCACAGAUAUAUCUUAUAGCAGCAGGAACAGGUAUUACGCCGAUUGCGAGAAUACUACCCCUGCUUAGUGGAGUAAAGACGACAUUGAUUUAUUUCAACAAAACUAUCAAGGAUGUAAUCUGGGGAAAGGAAUUGUCUCUAUUUUCUGAAUCUAAUUCCUGGUUUAAGAUCCACAAUGUGUUCUCUCAACAGUCUGAAGAAAGUCAAUUAAGCGGGAGAAUUUCAAAACAAGUUCUUGAGAAGUUUAUAUAUUCAGGGAGAGAAAACGCAUUUUCCUGUGUUUGUGGACCAAUCCCAUUCAAUCAAGAGGCGGAGAGGCUUUUAUCGCAAGAUUUUGGAUUCAGCUCUUCGAGUAUUCAUAUCUUUCAAGGAUAAACUCUUGUUGUUUCAAAAUAGUUCUUAGAAAAUGUAUGUUCAAAGAGAAAAAAGUUAUGAAACUAUCAGAUGCUGUGUA